AUGAGGAACGCGCCGCCGCCAUCGAAGAAGCGCAAAAUCGCCGUCGCAGUCCCCGAAAAGAUUGAGUUUGACUUUUCGGCGCGCGAAGAAUACCUCACCGGGUUCCACAAGCGCAAACUUGCGCGGAUAAAGCAUGCACAAGAGGAGAACGCGAAGAGGGAGAAGGAGGAGAAGCUGAGGUUUAGGCGCGAGCUCCGAGAACAGCGCAAAGUUGACCUAGAGAGGCACGUCGAAGAAGUAAACCGACUUGUCAAACAAGCCAACGGCGACCUUGACCUCAGCGAAGCAGGCGAAACAUCCGCCAACGACGACGACGACGAUGACGAUGACGAGGAAGAAUUCACAGGCUUCCAAGAACCAGAGCCUAUAAACCAGGAAGAUGAAUACGUCGACGAAGACAAAUACACAACCGUCACGAUAGAAAGCGUGGGCAUAUCCAAAGCCGGGUUUUCAACACAGGGACAAGAGGACGAAGAGGCAGCCGCAAAGAGGAAAGCAGACGAGGAGAGGAAAAAUGCGGAGGAGGAGAACAAGAAGCGGGUGUGGACAAAGGCGUGGCCGAAGAACAGCGAGAGGCCAAAGAAGAAGAAGAAGAAGUUCAGGUACGAGACCAAGACGGAGAGAAAGGCGGAGCGCAUGAAGCAGGGCAUGAAGAAGAGGAAGCAGAAGGAGGCUAGGGAGAACAAGUAA
Messenger RNA from Alternaria conjuncta, 690 nucleotides. RefSeq lists its product as uncharacterized. The record is from RefSeq and is a predicted model, not a curated record. The coding region runs from base 1 to 690 and encodes 229 amino acids. The transcript is spliced from 2 exons. Lineage: Eukaryota; Fungi; Ascomycota; Dothideomycetes; Pleosporales; Pleosporaceae. Gene Ontology annotation, molecular function: RNA binding. Gene Ontology annotation, cellular component: nucleolus.